GCGCAAACUCGACGAAAACAUCUCAAAGAUGCAAGAAUGCUCAAUAAGGGACAUAAUUGUCGUCGGUUCCUCUGACUGAGAAACCCGAGGACUAAGGUACGUUACCUUAGGUAAUGAGUUACACUACCAAGGUGCGAGGUAUCCCAUAAGGUACAUGGAUGGGUACUUCCAGCAAGUUCGGUUCCGUGCUCCGAUAUCGACACCGGUCUCUCGGUCCGUCAGUGACGCGACUCCGAUAAUUUUUCUUCCCAGUGUCUUCCACCACCACGACGUCCAACUCAACCUUGCUACUCCCACUCUCCCAACCGCCGUCUAAAUCACUCAAUUGCGGCCAAGAUGUCGAUCCGAACCCUCAGGAUCGGCCUCAUUCCCGGCGAUGGCAUCGGCAAGGAAGUCAUCCCGGCCGGCCGCCGCAUCCUCGAGGCCCUCCCCGCCUCGCUAGGCCUCAAGUUCGAAUUCACCCCUCUGGAAGCCGGCUUCGAGACCUUCGAGCGCACCGGCGCCGCCCUCCCGGAUGCCACCGUCGAGGUCCUCCGAUCAGGCUGCGACGGUGCCCUCUUCGGAGCCGUCUCCUCCCCCUCCCACCCGGUCAAGGGCUACUCCUCGCCCAUCGUCGCCCUCCGCAAGAAGCUGGACCUCUACGCCAACGUCCGGCCCGUCAAGUCCGUCAUCCCCGCCACAGCCACAGCCUCCUCGUCUUCGUCCCCGAUCAAGCCCGUCGACAUGGUCAUCGUGCGCGAGAACACCGAGGACCUCUACGUCAAGGAGGAGAAGACCUUCGACGGGCCCCAGGGCCGCGUAGCCGAAGCCGUCAAGCGCAUCUCCGAGCGCGCCUCGCACCGCAUCGCCGCCAUGGCCGGCGAGAUCGCCCUGCGGCGCCAGAACAUCCGCGCCGCCGGCACCCCGAGCAUCCACGCCUCCCCGCUCGUCACCAUCACCCACAAGUCCAACGUCCUGUCGCAGACGGACGGGCUCUUCCGCACCACCGCGCGCGCCGCCCUCGCCGCGCCGCGCUUCGCCUCCGUCGCCGUCGAGGAGCAGAUCGUCGACAGCAUGGUCUACAAGCUCUUCCGCCAGCCCGAGGCCUACGACGUCAUCGUCGCGCCCAACCUCUACGGCGACAUCCUGUCCGACGGCGCCGCCGCCCUCGUCGGCUCCCUCGGCCUCGUGCCCAGCGCCAACGUCGGCGAGGGCUUCGCCAUCGGCGAGCCCUGCCACGGCUCCGCCCCGGAUAUCCAGGGCCAGGGCAUCGCGAACCCCAUCGCUACCCUGCGCAGCACGGCCCUGAUGCUCGAGUUCCUGGAGGAGGAGGCUGCCGCGGCUCGCAUCUACGCUGCUGUCGAUGCUAACUUGGCUGAAGGGAAGCUGCUGAGCCCGGACCUCGGCGGCACGGCCAAGACUGAUGAGGUGGUGGAGGACAUUCUGAGGAGGCUAUAGGUUCAAAGUAGGACAAGGGCUGAAAAGGGGGGAAGACUCAAAAGGGGGUUGGGAUGGGAAGUAGGAAUGGAGUGGACGAUAAUUACAAUAGCCCAAUACUGGAAUCUGUACUCUUCAUGUCAUCUAUGGACCUCUACUACAAAAAAGUCCCAACUGCAAUAGAUCUGAAAAACGGUGUCUCUGUUAUGACCUACUUCAGAACAGAGUCCGCUGCC
Sodiomyces alkalinus F11 is the source of this 1652-nucleotide messenger RNA. Its product is annotated as isocitrate/isopropylmalate dehydrogenase. Gene Ontology annotation, molecular function: isocitrate dehydrogenase (NAD+) activity; magnesium ion binding; NAD binding. The transcript has 2 exons. The coding region runs from base 337 to 1437 and encodes 366 amino acids. NCBI's taxonomy places the organism in Eukaryota, Fungi, Ascomycota, Sordariomycetes, Glomerellales, Plectosphaerellaceae. The record is from RefSeq and is a predicted model, not a curated record. Gene Ontology annotation, cellular component: mitochondrion. Gene Ontology annotation, biological process: isocitrate metabolic process; tricarboxylic acid cycle.